AUGGCUGCUCUAGAGUGCUGGCGCCAGGGACAUGAAGUUCGAAUCAUUGAGAAAUCAUCCUCACGACUUUUAUCCGGCGAUGGAUUCACCAUCGGUUCCACCGCCAUCCAUGCAUUGCGGCACUGGCCGGACAUUGUCGAAGAAAACGAGAGGAUCGCACGUCAUCCAUGGGUCUCCUGGCAUAGGAUCACUGGGGAGAAGAUCUCAGGUCCUGCGCCAUUUUAUGAUCCUGCGGAGAAGAAAGACGACACCCAAACCGACGGCGAAGAGGCCCCGCGGACGAUCUACAGAUAUAGCCGUCCGAAAUUUCACAAGAUGCUGGCCGACCAAGCGGAAAAGCUGGGUAUUUUCGUGGAGUAUGGCACUCGUGUGGUUGAGUACUAUGAGGAACCCAUCGCGGACAACGCAGGUGUGGUACUGGAAAAUGAAAUGAAGAUUGAGGCCGACGUGGUCUUUGCUGCCGAUGGCAUUGGCAGCAAGUCCAGUAGUGCGAUAAUGGGCCAUAUGGUUCCCGCUCGCUCAACAGGCUUUGCAAUUUAUCGCGCUGCGUUUCCAGUUGAACUGGCUGAUGCAGACCCGAUGGUCCGCCAUCGAUUUAAGCCAUUAAACGAUGGCACGCCGGUGGUUGAAGUGUGGAUGGGGGAGGGAAUACGUGCAACAUUUGGUAGAAGUGAGGAUGAGAUGUCAUGGACGAUAAACUAUUCGGAUGAUGGGGAGGCAUCGGAGUCUUGGUCCAACCUGGUUGACCCAGAGAUUGUUCUCCAAAAAACCGCAAAUAUCCCUGGGUGGCCGGAAGUCGGGAACAGACUCAUUCAAUUGACACCCAAGGAACGGCUCCACGACUUUAAGCUGAUGUGGCGGGAGCCCCAGCCCUGUUGGGUCUCACCCGGCGGGCGAGUCAUCCAGAUUGGGGACGCCGCACACUCAUUUCUGCCCUCGUCUGGGAACGGCGCGACCCAAGGCAUGGAAGAUGCCAUCUCGCUAGCGACUUGUCUGCGACUAGCGCAGAAGAACGAUCUGUGUUGGGCAACCCGCGUACAUAACAAGCUACGAUUCGAGCGGGUAUCUUGUCUGCAGUUGUUGGGAAUCCUCAACCAGGAAACACGGCACCUGUCUGCCCAUGCCAAGGCCAGUACGGCACAUACCAAGCCUAUCGGGUUGAUGGCGGCGUGGAUCUGGCGACACAACCCGGAGCGCUAUGCCAUCGAGAACUACGAGGCGGCACGGACACACCUGGAAGAUGGGAAGCCGUUCCAGAACAGCAAUAUCCCACCAGGUCAUGUGUAUCAGCCAUGGACCAUUGAUGAAAUGCUGCGGGUAAUCGCUGCAGGCGAGCUCCACCUGGACGGAGACUGGGAAUGA
Molecule: messenger RNA, 1362 nt
Organism: Penicillium riverlandense
Lineage: Eukaryota; Fungi; Ascomycota; Eurotiomycetes; Eurotiales; Aspergillaceae
Exons: 5
Coding region: 1-1362 (453 amino acids)
Biological process (GO): secondary metabolite biosynthetic process
Molecular function (GO): FAD binding; monooxygenase activity
Source: RefSeq, a predicted model, not a curated record